GUGGCCUGCGGCGGUGGGGCUUACAAACCCGGAAGCGGCGCAAGGGCACGCGGGGAGCGCGGGAACGGAGCGGCCAAGGGACCUCGGGACCCCCAAAACCCCUAAAACCCCUCAAGACCCUUCUCGUGACCCCUCCACCCGUCUCCGAGACGCCCUCCCAAAAUCUCCUCCCAAAUCCCCCUAAAAUUCCCCCCAAAAUCCCGGUAGCAUUCCCCGACCCCCCCCCCCCCCCCCCCCAAUUCCUGACCACCCCCAAUCCCGACAUCCCCAAUUUUUCCCCCCUAGUUCCCAACUCCCCAAAUUCCAGCCCCCCCCAAAAUUCCCACCCCCAAAUUCAAGCCCCCCAAUUCCCGACCUACCCCUAAUUUUAACCCCCAAUUCCCGACCCCCACCCCAUUCCAGACCCCCCAAAUUAAUUCCCGACCCCUUCAAUCCCUCCCUAAAUUCCAGCACCCUCAGAUCCCCCCAAAUCCCAGCCCCCCCAAAUUCCUGAUGCUGUUCGGCGCGCUCUCCCGCGGGUCCCUGCGGGGGUUCCACCCGGGGGGGCCCCUGAGGGGGCUCGGCCCUGACCCCACCCGGGACCCCCCCCAAAAAACCGACCGAGACCCCCCCUGGGACCAGGCUGGUGGGCGGCGCCAGCAGCGCCCGGUGCCCGUGAGCCGGAUCAGCCGGGCUGCGGCCAUGGGAGGGCUGGCGCUGGAAUUGGGGCUGGGGGCUUUGGCCGGCGCUGCCCAGAAGCGGCUGCAGGGGCAGGAGCAGCGUACGGGCUCCCCUCCCCUGCUGUCGGAAGCCACCGCCGAGCGUUUGGUGGCCACGCUGAGCCGGGCGCGGGGGGCGGCGCUGAAACUGGGCCAGCUCCUCAGCAUGGCAGACUCGUCGGUGCUGACCCCGCAGCUGCAGCAGAUCCUGGCGCAGCUCCGGCAGAGCGCAGAGCCCAUGCCCGGCUGGCAGAGCAGGGCGGUGCUGGAGCAGGAGCUGGGCCCAGGCUGGCAGCAGCAACUCCAGGAGUUCCAGGAGGUUCCCGUGGCUGCCGCCUCCCUGGGGCAGGUGCACCGGGCACGGCUGCGCGACGGCCGCGAGGUGGCGCUCAAAGUGCAGUACCCGGGCGUCGCCCGCAGCAUCGGCAGCGACAUUGAGAAUCUCCUGACGCUGCUGAGCCUCAGCCCCGGGCUGCCCAAAGGGCUGUUCGCGGUCCCGUCGCUGCGCGCGCUGCAGCGCGAGCUCGAGCUCGAGUGUGACUACGGGCGGGAGGCGGCGAGCGCGCGGCGCUUCCGGUCGCUGCUGGGGGGUGACCCCUUUUUCCGGGUGCCGCGGGUGCUGCCCCAGCUCAGCUCGCGCCGCGUGCUGUGCACGGAGUGGGGGCGGGGCGCGGCGCUGGAGCGCUGCCGCCGGCUUGGACAGGAGCGGCGCGACCAGAUCUGCUCGGAGCUGCUGCGGCUCUGCCUGCUGGAGCUGUUCCAGUUCCGCUUCAUGCAGACAGAUCCCAACUGGGCCAACUUCCUGUACGAGCCGGAGAGCAACACGGUGACGCUGUUGGAUUUCGGGGCGUGCCGGGAAUUCGAGCGGGAAUUCACCGACCUGUACAUCGAGGUGAUCAGGGCGGCGGCCGAGCGGGACAAGGAGAAAAUCCUGCGGAGAUCGGAGGAGCUGAAAUUCCUGACGGGCUUCGAGUCCCCGGCUCUGCGCUCGCUGCACGUCCAGGCCGUGCUGCUGCUGGGGGAGCCCUUCUGGGGUCCCCAGCCCUUCGAUUUCGGGGCGCAGGGCACGGCGCAGGGGGUGGGGCGGCUGCUCCCCCAGAUGCUGCGGGGGCGCCUGGGGCCCCCCCCCGAGCCCAGCUAUGCCCUGCACCGCAAACUGGGGGGGCUGUUCCUGGCCUGCGCCCGCCUGGGGGGCCGCGUGCGCUGCAGGGAGCUCUUCCAGCAGGUCUACGAGGGCUACUGGGACCCCAAAAACAGGGAGGAGACCCCAAAAACCACGGGGAGCACCCCAGAAAUGGAACCAGAUUCAGGGGUGGAGCCCCCGCCCCAAUAAAGGAGAUUUCACCCCAAAAUUGUGCUGGGUUUGGGUUUGGGUCUGGGGCCUCUUCCAGCAGCUCUAUGAGGGGUAUUGGGACCCCAAAACUAGGGAGGGGACCCCAAAAACCACGGGGAGCACCCCAAAAAUGGAACCAGAUUUGGGGGAGGAGCCCCCGCCCCAAUAAAAGGGGUUUUACCCCAAAAUUUGGCUGGAUUUGAUUUGGGUCUGGGGGCUCUUCCAGCAGGUCUACGAGGGCUACUGCGACCCCAGGAAAAGGGAGGGGACCCCAGAGCACCCCAAAAACAGAAAGGGGACCCCAAAAUCCUCAGAGCACCUCUAGAAUACCCAGGGCCCCCCAAAAAUGGAAUCGGGACUGGGGAUGGAGACACCACCCCAAUAAAGGAGAUUUCACCCCAGAAUCGGCCUGGGUUUGGGUUUGGGUCUUGGGGCUCUUCCAGCAGCUCUACGAGGGGCACUGGGACCCCAGGAACAGGGGGAGGGGGAGGACCCCAAAACCAGAACUGGAUUCGGGUGUGGAGACCCCUCCCCAAUAAAAUGGGUUUGAACCCCAAAAUGGAGCUGGGUUUGGGUCUGGGGGCUCUUCCAGCAGGUCUAUGAGGGGCACUGGGACCCCAGAAACAAAGAGGGGACCCCAAAAACCACGGGGAGCCCCUCAAAAACCCAGGGGAGCGCCCCAAAAAUGGAACCAGAUUUGGGGGUGGUGCCCCCUCCUCAAUAAAGGAGAUUUCACCCCGAAA
This is a messenger RNA of Oenanthe melanoleuca, 2774 nucleotides long. Its product is annotated as atypical kinase COQ8B, mitochondrial-like. Gene Ontology annotation, molecular function: kinase activity. The transcript is spliced from 13 exons. Gene Ontology annotation, cellular component: extrinsic component of mitochondrial inner membrane. Gene Ontology annotation, biological process: ubiquinone biosynthetic process. The record is from RefSeq and is a predicted model, not a curated record. The coding region runs from base 493 to 2031 and encodes 512 amino acids. Lineage: Eukaryota; Metazoa; Chordata; Aves; Passeriformes; Muscicapidae.